AGCGAAAUAAUUCGAGAUAAUCCUGGUAUCCUGGACUGUGUGAAAGAAGGAAUCGGCAGAGUUGUCGGCAUGGGAGUACCUCAUAGCAAGCGUCUCCUUCCUCUGAUGGUCUUGACUUUUCCAACUGCGCUACAUGGAGUUCUUCACUAUGUCAUCAGUUCCAUCAUCCAGAAGCUUGUUUUGUUUGUUCUGAAAAGGGAUAAUUCGCACAACCUUCCAACUGAGAGCUCCACUUCUGUGCAGAGCAUGCUGGAUGCGUAUUUUCCAGAACUUAUUGCUAGCUUUGCUGCUAGCCUUUGUGCUGAUGUCAUGCUUUACCCACUGGAGACAGUUUUACACCGCCUUCAUAUUCAAGGGACACGCACAAUAAUUGACAAUACAGACCUUGGCUAUGAAGUGCUUCCAAUCAAUACUCAAUAUGAGGGUAUGAGAGACUGCAUAAAUACUAUAAAACGGGAAGAAGGAAUGCUAGGUUUUUAUAAAGGAUUUGGAGCUGUUAUAGUACAGUAUACCUUGCAUGUGGCAGUUUUACAGCUUACCAAAAUUAUUUACUCAACACUGCUUCAGAAUGUUUCUUAAUCUGUGUGGAUUUAGCACAGUGGACAUGAUUGACUUUACUAACCUAAUUAUUGUUUAAAAAUGACUUAGAAAAUGAAGUUUGAAGAACCCACUCUGUGGAUUCUCCUUACACUGUAAAAGAACUUGUUUUAAAAAUGGGGAUAUAGCUUCCUAAGUGUAAUUAAAAAAGUACUGUUUAAACUUAUAGACACAAAUUGAAUA
Molecule: messenger RNA, 780 nt
Organism: Pelecanus crispus (Dalmatian pelican)
Lineage: Eukaryota; Metazoa; Chordata; Aves; Pelecaniformes; Pelecanidae
Source: RefSeq, a predicted model, not a curated record